CCUAAUUUGGCAACACUCCAAGAGAUUUCUAGGGUUUUCAUUGCAUUGAGAGAGAGAGAGGGUGGGGGUAAAAAAUGGCGGCUGAGUUUCGGGCUCUAUUGCUGACGGAUCUCGUUGCUGUUCCCAUCGGCGGGGUUCUUUCUGCAAUCAAGGAUGUUGGAGGCGAGAUUGUUGCGGAGAAUGAUGUUCUUGUGAUCACCCAAGGCGAUUCGUUGGUGGGGAUGGGCUUGGUGACAGGAGGGAAGUUGCCAAUUGGCUCUGCCUCGGUAGAGGUCAUUGUUUCUGUUUCGAAGGCUCUUGAUUUCUUCUCGGAGCAGUUGCUUGAAGAGAUUGGUAGACUGUUGAAGCCUGGUGGCAAGAUCUUAGUGCAGACAUCUCUGCCUUCUAAUGAGAACAUCGACAAGGAAAAGUUGACGCUGGAGCGGAAACUACUCUAUGCAGGGUUUCUGGAUGUCCAAGCCACAGAAACGAAAGCAUUUGUACCGCUUGAAAGCACAAAGUCACUUACGAUAAAGUGUAAAAAGGCUUCAUGGACUGUGGGGUCAUCUUUCUCCAUCAAGAAAUUCACAAAGACUGUUCCCAGGAUUCAGCUUGAUGACGAGUCAGAUCUUAUUGACGAAGACAGUCUUCUGACUGAAGAAGACUUGAAGAAACCACAGCUUCCAGUUGUCGGGGAUUGUGAGGUUGGAAGUACAAGGAAAGCUUGCAAGAACUGCACUUGUGGCAGGGCUGAGGCAGAGGAGAAAGCGGUGAAGCUGGAUCUUACUGCAGAUCAGAUAAACAACCCUAAAUCUGCAUGUGGUAGUUGUGGGCUUGGCGAUGCAUUCCGGUGCAGUGGAUGCCCUUACAAGGGCUUUCCUCCAUUCAAAUUAGGAGAAAAGGUCUCGCUGCCUGGAAAUCUCCUUGCUGCUGAUAUUUAGGAGAGAAGUUUGCACAAUGUCAGUUUAGACUGUACCGGUUCAUGAGUCCGUUGAUCAUUUGUGCACGAGUUCCUGGACAAACCUCUAUGCUAGAAGCAAAGAACAGGAAGACAGACGUUGGAUAUGAAUUCUGUGUAUGGACUAAUGAUCUUAUCAAAAAUUUUGUUGUGCUUAUUAUGUAAUGUCGAGUUCUGUGAACUUUGGUUAGAAUGAUAAAAUGUUGUUCGCCCUUGUUUUUGUAAGCAAUGAACAUACUCUUUGACAAGUUCACAUUGUGAUUGAUUGGUA
Messenger RNA from Asparagus officinalis (garden asparagus), 1208 nucleotides. RefSeq names its product anamorsin homolog. NCBI's taxonomy places the organism in Eukaryota, Viridiplantae, Streptophyta, Magnoliopsida, Asparagales, Asparagaceae. The transcript has 8 exons. Gene Ontology annotation, biological process: iron-sulfur cluster assembly. The coding region runs from base 75 to 920 and encodes 281 amino acids. Gene Ontology annotation, molecular function: iron-sulfur cluster binding. The record is from RefSeq and is a predicted model, not a curated record. Gene Ontology annotation, cellular component: cytoplasm.